AUGGCGGCGCCGAAUUCUCACCCUCCUCCUCAGGGCAGGAGGUGUGAAAGGUUGGAGGGUGAGGUCAACCAGCCAGAAACGCUGUGGUACGACGAAAAAAAAUAUGUGACUAUCAACUUUGUGGUUCAAAACCCCAAAGAUGUUCAAGUAGAUAUCCAGGACACAAAAGUUAUUUUAAGCUGUAAAGACGUAGAUGACAACAAUAUCUACAAUGAGAUUGAAUUUUGUAUGACAAAAGUAUUUAAAGCUGAUUCAAGGGAGAAAGUCUUUGACCGAACAAUUAAUCUCUUGAUAAGAAAAGUGAAGGAAAAUGUGGCAUGGCCUCGACUCCAGAAAGAUCUUGCAAAGCCCGCAUGGCUGUUAGUAGACUUUGAUAACUGGAGGGACUGGGAACAUGAAGAGGAAGAGGGCAUGGCAGAAUAUGAAGAUUUUGUGGAUAUGCUUAAUGAAAUGAAGAACAAAGGAGAGCCUCCUGCCAUGGAUGACCUGGACGAUCUUAGUGACUGAGUGAGCACCAAUGCCCCAGAUGAGCCAUUACAGUUUUCUUAAAUGUUAUAUGUGCAGUAAAAGCCAAUUCACAUUGGCCUGAUAAAUUAGCAAUAUACUGCCACGGACAUUGUGAGCUAGACUUAUAUGUAUGACAUGGAUGUAAUAUGAAACUGUCUUUUUUAAUCUUAUUUUAUUUUAUUUAGAUUUUAUUUAUUUCCUUGCAAAACAAAUCAUCCUUGCUUUGUCAGAAACAAAAUUAGAUGUGUAUUUUCUCUUUGUGAUUUUAAAAAUCCAACUAAAGAAAUUGUUUACGUUUUUCAUAUGCUGUAUAUGUAUGUGUUUUCUACAUUAAAGAGUUCAAAAUCU
Molecule: messenger RNA, 855 nt
Organism: Cyprinus carpio (common carp)
Lineage: Eukaryota; Metazoa; Chordata; Actinopteri; Cypriniformes; Cyprinidae
Gene: ptges3l
Product: putative protein PTGES3L
Biological process (GO): chaperone-mediated protein complex assembly; protein folding
Cellular component (GO): cytosol; nucleus
Molecular function (GO): protein-folding chaperone binding; Hsp90 protein binding
Source: RefSeq, a predicted model, not a curated record